AUGAUAGUCAAAUCUACAGCAUCGAUUUCCGAUAUCGAUACACGUUCAGUUUACGUAUCUUCACGUUCAUGUGAUCAUUACCCAGGAGGUUUAGAAGCCUGGGGAACUGAUACCGGGAUUACGUUUAAUCGUAAUAUUGAAAGUUGGCGAUUUAAUCGAAAAUAUUUUGAUUAUGCGGUGACGAAUCCAGCAUAUCUUUAUGGAACUAUUGAAAGAAUGCAGGAAUAUUUCAAGGAAAUGCAAGGGUAUUGGAAGGAAUUAGGUUCAGAUUGUGUUUUGGAUUUGAACGCUUGGAUUUAUCACAUUGCAUCGGAUAUUAUUUUUUUCAAUACGACUGGAAGAAAGUUUCAUUUCAUGGCUAAAUAUUUUAAUGUUCUUUCUACUGGAAAGAAAAUCGAUAUUGAAGAUUCGCAUAUUACUGAGAAAAUAUUCAAAGGAUUUGAGAAUGCCUUUAAAGCGAUAUUUUUCUUAAUUACGACACAUUCGUUAUUGAGACAUACAAUUUAUAGGAAACAAAAUAAGGAGCACCUUAAAGCCCAGGAUCAAUUGAGGAGGUUAUUGUGUGAGCUCAUUCAAGAACGAAGAAAAGAAAUAGAAAAUACGCCAGUCGAUGAACCAUUGAAACCAGAUAUAAUGAAUUUGUUAAUCACGGCAAAUACAGAACGCGACAUUUCACAUAAUACGAAUGAUUAUUUGAAUAGACCUUUGACUGAUGAUGCAAUACAGAUGAGUUUAUUCGAAUCUAUCGCUGCGUCAACUUCAACUAGUGUUGCUGCCUUCAUAUUUGUUGUUGAAUAUGUCGGUAGACAUCCGGAAGUAGAAGCAAAAAUUAGAACAGAGAUUAAUUCGUUUUUUUCGGAUAAUCCGAAUCGCGUUGUCACCUAUGGUAAUUUGAACGAAUUCAAAUAUAUCGAGGCUGUAUAUUAUGAAACAACUCGUAUAAACACCGCAGUGCCAUUUAUGUUCCGCACAAAUCAACGUGAAGAUGUAAUAGCCGGUUAUCGAUGGAAACCCGAUACACAAUUCGUGGUGAAUUACCAAGCACCUCAUCGCAACGAAAAACACUUCACCGAUCCCGAAAAAUUUAUACCAGAAAGAUUUAUCAAUGACGGUAGUGACGAAAAGGGUACCUUCAAAAAAGCGUUUUAUCCAUGGGGUGGUGGACUACACAUUUGUCCCGCGAGAAAUAUCGGUCUUGCUUAUGUGAAGAUGCUAUUGGUUUUGUUGUAUCGUAAUUAUGAGGUUAAGUUGGUUAAUGCGGAUAAGCCGAUACAAACUUACCAUGAUUUUAUUACUCAAUGUGCUGACACGAGGGCUUAUUUGAAGCCUAUAUAG
Messenger RNA from Ambispora gerdemannii, 1335 nucleotides. NCBI's taxonomy places the organism in Eukaryota, Fungi, Glomeromycota, Glomeromycetes, Archaeosporales, Ambisporaceae. The record is from the annotation of a GenBank genome assembly.